ACAAAUUAGCAUCAAUCCACUGACUGUCGCCUACAAUAAAUUAGGCUGAGUCUAAAAGAAAUCAGCCUGCAUACAGAGAGGAACUUUCAACCCCACCUCCUUGCUUUCUCCAGCCAUGGAUGCUUCAGGUUGGAGUGUGUUUAGGACAUGGAUCAGAGUGUUGACAGAAAAGAUGUUCAAACAUCUUCGAGAAUGGGUUUUCAUUCACUUCUUUGGGCAUUCUCGGCAAAGAGCGAGGCUGGUCUCCAAAGAUGGAAGGUGCAACAUCGAGUUUGGCAAUGUGGAGGCACAGUCGAGGUUUAUAUUUUUUGUGGACAUUUGGACAACUGUACUUGACCUCAAAUGGAGAUACAAAAUGACCAUUUUCAUCACGACCUUCUUAGGAAGUUGGUUCCUCUUUGGUCUUCUGUGGUAUGUGGUAGCCUACAUUCACAAAGACCUUCCAGAGUUCCACCCUUCUGCCAAUCAUACCCCCUGUGUAGAGAACAUUAAUGGCUUGACCUCAGCAUUUUUGUUUUCUUUGGAAACUCAAGUGACCAUUGGAUAUGGAUUCAGGUGUGUGACAGAACAGUGCGCCACAGCCAUUUUUCUGCUUAUCUUCCAGUCUAUACUUGGAGUUAUCAUCAAUUCUUUCAUGUGUGGUGCCAUCUUAGCCAAGAUAUCCAGACCCAAAAAGCGUGCCAAGACCAUUACGUUCAGCAAGAAUGCAGUUAUCAGCAAGCGGGGUGGGAAGCUUUGUCUCCUAAUCCGAGUAGCUAAUCUAAGGAAGAGCCUCCUUAUUGGCAGUCACAUAUAUGGAAAGCUUCUGAAGACCACAGUCACUCCUGAAGGAGAGACUAUUAUUUUGGACCAGAUCAAUAUCAAUUUUGUGGUUGAUGCUGGCAAUGAAAAUUUAUUCUUCAUCUCCCCACUGACGAUUUACCAUGUCAUUGAUCACAACAGCCCCUUCUUCCACAUGGCAGCAGAAACCCUUCUCCAGCAGGACUUUGAAUUAGUGGUGUUUUUAGAUGGCACAGUGGAAUCAACCAGUGCUACCUGCCAAGUUCGGACAUCCUAUGUCCCAGAGGAGGUGCUUUGGGGCUACCGUUUUGCUCCCAUAGUGUCCAAAACCAAGGAAGGGAAAUACCGUGUGGAUUUCCAUAACUUUAGCAAGACAGUGGAAGUGGAGACCCCUCACUGUGCCAUGUGCCUUUAUAAUGAAAAGGAUGCUAGAGCCAGGAUGAAGAGAGGCUAUGACAACCCCAACUUCAUCUUGUCAGAAGUCAAUGAAACAGAUGACACCAAAAUGUAGCAGUGGCUUUUCAACACAUGUAAAGCAAACUCUCUAAGGUACGUAGUGACUAGACACAUUAUGAAGUGAUCGACACAUUGGGGGUAUGAAAGCAGGAUAAGAGCCUUCGAAGUCUACCAGCACAAUGACCCGCUGAGCUCCAUAACCAUGAUCUUAUGAGACUCGUAGCUCUGUGAGGCUACUGUAUGAGAACAUGCAAUGCAUCUCCAUGAAACUGGCAUAUGGAAGCCGUAGAAGCUUACUUGGAAUCUUGGAGUAUGAUUAUUUGAGAUCACACAGUGUUGAUGGGAACAGACAAAAAUCAUCAAAAGUUUCAUGGACAGACCAAACAAGACUUUUUAAAAGUUUCCUUAAAGAAUGUAUGAGCUUUAGAUAGAAUCAGGAAGCAAUGGUAUUCUCAUUUUGAUUCUACUGAUAAGAAAGACUCCAUUUUUAUUUGGGUGUUGACAUUUAUCAAUGGAAAAAUUGUCUUGUGAGUUGGGAGAGAUGAGCUAAACAAUCAAUGACAAU
Carlito syrichta (Philippine tarsier) is the source of this 1801-nucleotide messenger RNA. RefSeq names its product potassium voltage-gated channel subfamily J member 1 (gene KCNJ1). The record is from RefSeq and is a predicted model, not a curated record. NCBI's taxonomy places the organism in Eukaryota, Metazoa, Chordata, Mammalia, Primates, Tarsiidae. The transcript is spliced from 2 exons. Gene Ontology annotation, molecular function: ATP-activated inward rectifier potassium channel activity. Gene Ontology annotation, cellular component: plasma membrane. The coding region runs from base 116 to 1291 and encodes 391 amino acids. Gene Ontology annotation, biological process: regulation of monoatomic ion transmembrane transport; potassium ion import across plasma membrane.